GGUAACACCCACUGUGGCACACAGAACAGGCAGGAUAGGAGAAGUCUAGAUAUGGACGUCCUGCGGCGCCCCAACAGGGCAACAAGGUUCUGUUUCCUUGGUCUGCUUGUGGUAGGUGCUCUCGGUCUGGUCAGCAUAUAUGUUGUCUCAAUCAAUUCCCCCAGAGGACUCCAGAGGUUCUGGUGGGGAGACUUUGAAAUUACACAUUAUUGGACUGUAUGGACAAAUAGAACCAUCGGGUUCCAGGGGGCGAGGUCUAGAACAACCAAUCAGAGCCAACCGGUGCUCCCAAGCGUAAUUCCUACGCCCAAUCCGGAUCUAGAGAGCAAUUUCAGUACCACACUUUACACCAACAGCUACCAUUUCAUCUGCCCACGCAACUACCGCUUCAUCAUGGACGAGCCAGGCGUGUGUGAGACCAAGUCCCCUUUUCUGGUACUCAUGGUUCCGGUGGCGCCCCACAACCUGGCUGCCCGGGACGCCAUCCGGAGGACGUGGGGGAACGAGACGCUGGUCCGGGGCCAGCUGGUGCUGACCCUCUUCCUGCUCGGCCUCCCUGGGGGCUCGGACGCUGAGCAGCAGCUGGAGAACGUCAGGCAGGAGAGCCGGACGCACCGCGACCUGAUCCAGAGCGACUUCAUGGACAGCUACAUCAACCUGACCAUCAAGACCAUGGUGAUCAUGGACUGGCUCGCCACCCGCUGCCCCGGCGCCUCCUACGCCAUGAAGAUCGACUCGGACAUGUUCCUGAACGUCCAGAACCUGGUGGCGAUGCUGCAGACGCCGGGCAUCCCCAAGGAGAGCUACCUGACGGGGAUGCUGAUGUGGGACAGGCCGGUCGUCCGCGACCCCGGCUCCAAAUGGUACGUCCCGGAGGACAUGUACCCCUACUCCACCUACCCCACCUACACGCUCGGCAUGGGCUACGUGUUCUCCAACGACCUCCCGGGGAAGCUGGUGGAGGUCUCCAAGGACGUCCAGCCCUUUAACAUCGAGGACGCCUACGUGGGCGCGUGUUUGAAGAAGCUAGGACUCGGGCCCACUAGCCCUCCCGAUCCAUCUCGAUGGAAGGCCUACCUUCACACGUACAAUCGCUGUGAGUUUUCCUCGGUCAUCACCUAUAUUCUGGGCGGGUCUACGCAGCUGGUGGAGUACUGGACUGAUUUGCAUAGACCUGAACCUCCCUGUAACCCAACGUUGAACUGAAGGAGGAAAAUGGAUGGAUGGUGGCGAUGAUAUGCUAGAAAGGUCGACAAUUUGUGUGUCGAUUAAGGACUUUUCGUUAAAUUGAGAUGCAGUUUGCUCCUACAUAUAUGAUAUUUAUUUUAUUUAACUAUCAGAGCGUUUAAUGUAUUGAUUGGUGAAGUUUAUUUCAUCACAAAUGACAAGUCCUUCUCAAAACCUUUACCUACCCUGCCGUACGGAUUUGUCACAACAGGGUCAAACCUCACCACCUCUGAUGAUUUGCAUAUCCCAGAUUUAAGGAGUAACUACACACCCCAAUUUCACACUCAGUCUGUGUCGCGGCUCAGGCCAAGACCUAAAUGCAGACAGCAGAGGCAGGUAUAAUAGUUUAAUUUUAUUAAUCCAAAAUCGUCAGGCUGACUAAAGUGAUGGAUAGGCAAGGUUCGGUACACAGUGGAUCCUUGGGGGGGGGGGACAGGUUGCACAGGUGAAUAGAAUUAGGGUGUGACAGUCUGCCACUUGUACAAAUUCCACAAUCGAGAUCCGUGAACAAAGCCAGUUACCAAACACAACCCCUCCCUUCGACUACUUUGGAAAGGCUCUCAAGUUUCUUCCAAAGUUUUAAAAGUUUUUGGGGUAUUUAGUUCCUCAUCAAGCUUGACUUCAACCCUAGCUACCCCACCCUCACUACACCCCCAUCCCUGCUCCUCUCCUCGCUCAACAAAUCAGAUUAAAAACGAUAAAGUUG
Molecule: messenger RNA, 1933 nt
Organism: Osmerus eperlanus (European smelt)
Lineage: Eukaryota; Metazoa; Chordata; Actinopteri; Osmeriformes; Osmeridae
Product: beta-1,3-galactosyltransferase 1-like
Exons: 2
Coding region: 52-1206 (384 amino acids)
Cellular component (GO): Golgi membrane
Molecular function (GO): N-acetyl-beta-D-glucosaminide beta-(1,3)-galactosyltransferase activity
Source: RefSeq, a predicted model, not a curated record